Messenger RNA from Spirometra erinaceieuropaei, 17805 nucleotides. NCBI's taxonomy places the organism in Eukaryota, Metazoa, Platyhelminthes, Cestoda, Diphyllobothriidea, Diphyllobothriidae. The record is from the annotation of a GenBank genome assembly.
AUGCUGGAAUCGGGGACUCAAUUUCCACACUUUUCAUCUUGGACGUCCAAGCAACUUGUGGCAUGGGUGAAAGGUGAGACAAUAUUUUGGAAUAUACAAUGCGUGCCUUCCUAGGUCUUGCCCCGAAAUGCCGCGCCCAAUUAGAUAUUUUAAAGAAGGCAAACGUCGAUGGACGAUGGCUUAUCCACCUAACGGCUUCUGAUCUUACCGAUCUCGGCAUUUUCGAGCCGGUCUUCCUAAGAGUUGUGGAAAACCUGUCCGAACAGUAUGCUACUCUUGAGACCGACACACUCCAGGACAUAAUAUUCCGUCUCCUACGUUCCAUAGCCCUCAUAAGCUCCGUUCUAAGUCGCAUCAAUCGCAUAAACAGACUACCGGAGAACGGGAAGAAAAGCGAUCUGGAUGAUUUGAUCCACACUCUUUCGGCAUUAUCAACAAGGCUGGAGAAAGACACUGCUCUGGCUAUCUCAUGGCUUCAAAGGUCUGUUUCGAUGCUUGUCGUCUGACUCCUAAACGACAUGCCUCCCCUCUAGGAUCCCUUUCUCCUGGAUGUCUUGCGUCAGCACGUUGGAGCCCCUAAUUUCAACGGAUGGGGAAAAACUGAAGGCAAACAUACAUCUGUGCUUGAACUCGUCUCUUGGUGAUUACGUGGAGCCCGCCUUGGAACUAGUAAGGUGGCCAUUCUCGAUCUCAUCGUGCUGUUCAUUCUUCUAGGUUAACCAGUUGCGCGAGCGCCUGGAGAAUUUCAUUCAGAACUGUGACGAUUCCCUGUUGCUAACUCCCUGCUCCAUUGAAAUCGUGACCCUAGGGAAAUUCGAGCCGACGGACUUUGUGAGUUGACGUGCCGAUUUCUUGGAACGGUCUAGGAACACGAUUUUAUGUUGAUGGACCUCAAUCGCCUGACCUAGACUGUUGACUGUGCAUGUAUAUGUUUAGGUGUGCCGAUAUGGCUUUUACUCGAGCGUAUGUGAACAUGCUGAGUGAUGAAGAUACUGAAUAGGCCAUAAGUAGUUCUGAAGUAGCAUCCGCCGUCAUUCUUUAGCCAGCUUUCAGGUAUCUGAUUAUUUAGUCACUUUUCACCUCAGAAGGUAGUGCAGAUCGCGAAACCUACCAUGGCGCGACACAAUUAGUUUGUUCUGCAAGGUCAACGAGAUCAGAAAGCACCCACAAGUGUAUGUGCAUAAGUGGAAGUCAUUCAGUGAAGAACUUGGUGUUGAGUCCCCCGGAAAUUUAUGGAAUCCGUAUGUCGGAAAUCACACAAGAAACGCUAGAUAACCCACCGUGAGAUCAAACCCUCGAAGUUGCGUCGUGCAUCGUUAGAAACAUCGGCUUAAAUGUUUCUGAGCAUUUGACUAUGAAGUAUAGUGGGAGUACGAAAGAAACAUUUUCAUGUUGAUAUAUAUAAAUAUAUAUGAGAUGGUACCGACAAAGACAAGGGAGAUCGGAAUGGCCAUUUCUGGCUUAUUAGCCGUCAUCAGCCAGUCAUACCCAACCCCAAGUGUGGAUCACUUGAGAUUCGAACCCGGGAUCUUUGGUCAUGGAGUUUGACGCUCUACCAUUGAGCCACGGGCCCGUUGCCCUGUCGGUUGUGAUCGGGAAUAUUAAUUAUGACAGUGGGCGCUCGCCGAUCAGGUUACGGAACAUGCUCGUUCCGUUGUGCCUUGGGGCUCAAACUAGAACCCUCGCAGGCAGUCGCACAGCGAAUAGUAGUAGACAUAGAUGAGAUGAUACCGACAAAGACAAGGGAGACCGGAAUGGCCAUUUCUGGCUUAUUAGCCGUCAUAUAUAUAUAUAUAUAUAUAUAUAUAUAUAUAUAGGCAGAAUGCUAUUGCCGACAAAGACAAGGGAGACUGGAAUGGCCAUUUCUGGCUUAUUAGCCGUCGUCAGCCAGCCAUACCCAAGCCCGAAGUGUGGAACACCCGAGCCUCGAACUCGCGACCUGUUGGUUUAGAAGUCAACGCCUCUACUCACCGGGCCACGAGCCCGUUGCCUUGUCGGUUUUCGAUCGGGAAUAUACAAUGUUAGGGGGCGCUCACCGAUCGUUCAUACGGAACUCACUCGUUCCGUUGUGCCUUAUGGGCUCUCUCUCGAGCCCAACCAGCAGCCGCACAGCGGCGCAUGAUAUAUAGGCAGAAUGCUAUUGCCGACAAGGCAACGGGCUCGUGGCCCGGUGAGUAGAGGCGUUGACUUCUAAACCAACAGGUCGCGAGUUCGAGGCUCGGGUGUUCCACACUUCGGGCUUGGGUAUGGCUGGCUGACGACGGCUAAUAAGCCAGAAAUGGCCAUUCCAGUCUCCCUUGUCUUUGUCGGCAAUAGCAUUCUGCCUAUAUAUCAUGCGCCGCUGUGCGGCUGCUGGUUGGGCUCGAGAGAGAGCCCAUAAGGCACAACGGAACGAAUGAGUUCCAUAAGAACGAUCGGUGGGCGUCCCCUACCAUUACAUUUAUAUGUAAGCAUAAGAAUAUUGCCGACAAAGAGAAGGAGGACUGGAAUGGUCAUCAUCGGCUCUUUAGACGUCAUCAGCCAGCCAUACCCAACCCCUGAAAUUCGAGCCCGCGUUCUGUUGGUUAGAGGUCCAGCGCCCUAAGCACUGAGCAACGGGCUCGUUUUAUCGAUUGCGAUCGGGUAUUAACCAUGGUAGAGAGUGCUCACUGACCGCGCUACGGUCCUUCUCGUCACGUUGUCCAUUGGAGUUCAAUAUGGAGACCCCUUUCCAGUCACGUAGCGGCAACCAAUGUGCGAGGUAUGAGAUUACUGACAUCGGCAAGGGAGACAGGGGUGGCCAUUUCUGGUCUAUUAGCCGCGAUCGGUUAGCAAUACCCAUUACCAGGUCUGGAUGAUAUAAAAUUUUCACUUUACUGACGACUUACUACAGGUUCGUACAAUUGAACCACACUCAUUUGUUUAAUUUUUUUGCGGUUUUCUUACAGGGAUUUAGUUUUAUCACAACUGAGACUGGAGUCCACGUCAUUCGUUCAGUAAGACCGGACGUAAGUAUUCUGUCGCAUUAAUUGUUACCGGUCAUAUGUUUUGAGGCCUGCGAGUAUUUGCGACAAAAUUCAGUCCACACGUUUUCUUAUGGUCCUUUUCCUCACCAGCUAGGCCAAGCUCAGUCACAAGACUAAGUUUACGACUGUUUACGACUACGGAAAUUUCAUUUUGUGAGGAAUGAUUGUGAUAUUGGCUCUUGUUAAAAUCUCGAUCAUGACUGAUUAGAUCGGCCCGCCGCCGUAAGUUAUGUAAUGUCCAAUAGAAGCGAACAGGCGAGUUCAAGGAAGCAGUUCAGAAGAAGAUGAGAUCGCUGAAACAAGACAUUUCGGAUUUUCACUCGAACCCAUCACCAGAGACAGUUGAUGAACCCUCACACCAAGUCCACGCAAUACAGAGACGACUGGAUCCGCGAUAUGCUCAAGGUCCGCAUUCACCAUAUCUGUCUAUGCCUAAUCUGAGUGAUCUGGUCGGUUUCAACAGUCAGAAUUGAGUUUGAAUGAGAUCAUGUUUCGGCCAACUUUUCCCUCAGGCUAUGCAAAUUGGUUACUGCGGAGGACAUCGUUGACUGACCUUAUGAUGGUUUGUCGUCGACGGUCGAACGUAUGUAGACGGCUAGUGUCUUCUAGGUACCGGAGUUCUGUCUAGUCUGCACAAAAGCCUUGUCUUGACGGAAAUCCCUCGUGCUUCAAGCGCGGUCAUCUGUCUGAUUCUGCGCAAAGUUCAAAAGUCUCAAGGGAGUUUAGCGCAUAUCGAGCUUUCAGUUUCAUUGUCAUUUUGUCGUUUUGGUAGAAAAUUCGGCCCGGUGUACCAGACACUGUCCUCCACCAUAACGCCCUCCGUAAUCGGACAAAUAUAUGAGAUCUAAACUGAAAGAGAAUGUCUUAGUUUCGGUGGGGGUGACUUUUAACCCCCUCCCCAUUUUCCGGUCGCCUUGCCAUCUGCCUGUGUGCAUGGACUUGCUAAUUUUUAUUUUCGCCAACUGCCGCAGAUGUGGGUUUAACCGUCGAGUCCGCGGCAUCACCAGCUUUUGCGAGGCAUGUCCUGCGAUUGUGCGCCAGACCCUAUGCAACUGUUGUCUAGUUGUCGUAGAAUUGAAGAUCCUUGAGUCCGCCAUCCCCUUUCAGUUGUCCACUAGGGCUACGGCAUCACACUGGGCGUUGAUCAGAAAAGAUGGUCUUGUGGAUAAGCCGCCCAUCACUUCGGGCUGACGAUGGUGGGAUUAGACCGCUCGAGACGGCGACUCUUCAUUAAGUCACCUAUAGUGAUGCUGUUGAUCUACAGGGAGGUUUUUUGUUCCGGGCUUGAUCUGUACACCGAAGCUGCACCCUCUAUCAAACACCUUCCCGCAGCUAGCAGUAUGUAUUGGCCAAGUUUUGCGACCAUGGAGCAGGAUGACUUUGAUCGUAUCCGAAUUCACUCACAUCUCGGUCCCACUUUGUGGCGAGACCACAUAUGUAAAUGGCAGAACUGUGUCCUACAUAAGUCCUGAGGAGGAGGAGGAGGAGGCAGCGCAUCUUCAACUGUGACGCAUCAACCGAAGCUGUUUCUUCGACGAAGGUAAAGCCUUUCAUGACGCCUAUGUCAUCAGUGGGACAGGGGGUAGACCUGCCAAGAGGCAGACGUACAGUAGGUGGGCUAACUCAUGUAAUGUCAACCGAAAUUCCGAAAUGCGUCUUCGUUUCGAAAAGAUUAAUUAAGUAGGGUUGUAUAACUAAUCAGCCUGCAGUGUAAUUCUAUAACGACUCAGUUACCUCAGGAUGCCGGCUUUCGAACGAACUUCCUUCCGGCUGCAUACAAAAACUACACGCUCUUAAAAAUGACUACUAAGUAGCAUGAAUUUUUCUCCUUGAUUUCCGAUGUCCCUAAAAGUUCAAUUAUAUUUCAUGGAAAACAUGCCUAAAAUAUUCAUUCUUUUUCUCAUUCGGUAGAUAAUUACGUCUUCUCCCAAUUUUAUACUCGAAAGAAGGGUAGAAUUUGGUUUUCAAAAACUUUUCCAAUUACCGAAUAAUUUUGAACCCGCUCUAUCGUUACACCUGAAUUCAGGGUUUCCAAACUACAAGCCGUAUAUUUUCCGCGUACGGAAAACCACACAUUUCUCUACGAUAAUAAAGGGGGACCAUAUAGGGUUCGUAAAAUUAAGCAGUGGAUUAGAACCACAUUGCUAAAUGCAGAGACAUGACGUUUUAUGAACGGCCAUUUCACGGUAUUUAAAAGUCUCACAAUUAGAAACCUUUUUAAAAAUCGAAUUAUGUCCCUCCUUCGAGUAUAAAAUUGGAAGAAGGCGCAAUUAUCUACCGAAUGAGCAAAAGAAGGAAUACUUUUAUGCACGUUUUACAUGAAAUAUAAUUGGACUUUUAGGGGCAUCGAAAAUGAAUGAGAAAACUCAUGCUGCAUAAGUAGUCAUUUUUCACAGAAUGUAGUUUUUGUAUGCAGCCGGAAGGAAGUUCGUUCGAAAGUCGGCAUCCUGAGGUAAUUGAAAUAUUAUAGAAUUAUAUUGCAAGCUGACUAGUUUUACAACCCUACGUCAUUGAUCUUUUCGAAACGAAAACGCAUUUCGGAAUUUCGGUUGACAUUUCAUGAGCUAGCCUACCUACUGUAGUUGCACACAUGGUCUGUCAACCGGAUGCAUUUAGUUUCUGCUGUUCCCGGGUGUUUCACAAGGACGCUUCACAAAAAGUCGGUGGCGCCCGCUGAUUUAUCCUGGUUGAAAGACGGAAUGUGGACAUUGCGUGUUACCCAGAGUCUGCAGAGGUGGGCGCAUUGUGAUGGAGAAUCUGUAGCCAGGAAGUAUUAUCAUUAAGGAUGAGAGAGAGAGACCAGAAAGGUCGUCAAUGACAUAUUUUUCAUUAUCAGCCAGCUAUACUCUCAACUGCAGGUCGAGAAGUCUCCUGAAAUUUCGACUGCAGCUCUUUCUCCCUGGCUCACUCAUGACGCCACGAGCUCAUGUUUUGUUGGCUGUAACGGGGAAUACUCAACUCACUUUGGAGCAGCGCUUGCUCAACCAUCUGUCCACAUUGCAAGGCAACAUACGGAGGCUGCGUUUCCCUUUGGAGUCCCGGUCUAGUGCUGACAUGGGCAGACUUAUAACAACGAACCCGUGUUUGCUCUGCGGUUUGGUUGUAGCCGACUAACGACGACAAUUAAUACAAAGGUGGCCAUUCCACUCUCCCCUGUCUUUGGCGAUAAGGCUUCUCGAUGGUUUCAUGAGUUUAGAGCCACUGAUGAACCGCUGAUAAAAUCUCGCCAACGUGCCGAGACUGAGAACGACCCGCAAUCACCCCCCUUUUUUGAACAUUCUUCAGCCAGGACCACCAUAUUCUGUCAACAGGUUCUGGUAGGUAAGAUAUCUGUUACCUUUUUUACUGGAAUUCGAAUGCAAAUGGCGUACAUAUUGACGUAACCGAGCACAGGGAUUGCGAAUAUAUUCAAUUGAUUGUUUACUAACAUUUUAUAAGUAGUCUUUUAUGCGGCGUUGGUCCACAGCUCUCAUUGUCGUGACAGCUUGCCUCCCUGAUCGGUGCACCAGGUCUAACAGACAGCUUUCACCGACAUGCCUUUUAAUCCAGUCGCCUCCAAACAGUUUGUAGAUCUAACCCCAUGUGAAAUCGACUCAUCUCGUUCCACCAUUCUUACCCGGGGUGUGUGUGUGUGUAACAGGCAGUAACUGCUAGAAUCGCAUUUUCUUGACGGAUUGCAAAAUUAACACGCCCACUCAUUUUCACGUAUUUGUCCACCUAAGUUGCGACCGUUGGAGCGAGUGAACACUGGAGCUCUUGCAAGCGACAGCAGGGCAUGCAACUACUCACUUAUGGCACUUGCCUAACCAUUGGCUUCAUUUUGCAGUUAUUUGUUCCCAUUUUAUUUUUGAUGUUGGAAACGUUCUGUGACACUCCUUUUGCAUCUAGUUGAUCACCUUCGGCUCCGGUAGGCUGAACAAGGAUGACGAAAUUGUCGAAGUGAAUGGUCAGGUUGUUGUAAGUUGAAGCCAUAGCUUCCCGUUUACUUUUGACUCCUUUAUGUGUCGUAUGCCUAGAUCUUUGAAGAUUAGAGUUAGAGCUAGGGUUCGGUUAGAGAUAGGGUUUAUGAUUGGGGAUAGGGUUCGGACGCGACAAUUGAUUGCUUUCCUGGCUCCUAUUCCCGUGCCUUUCAGUCUUUAUUCUCAUCGGGUCUCUUCCGAACUAACCUACGUGCGUAGUUCUUUGGAGGACUAUUUUAAGUGAGUGGGGACUGCUACGUUUUUUGUAACUGGUAUAGGGAAUGCGUCUGAGUAGGGGCGAUUGCCUUAGGAUAAGAAAUAAACUUCGGAAAAAAUGACUGGCCAUAGCCCUUAAAGUCUAUAGACUUGCUCAUAUUAUUCAAGUAACGAUUUUGGUUACACUGAAAUAUAACCUCCACCUCCUCCCUCACUCUUAAAAUUGCUGCUUACGUGGUCAAUGUCUACUCGCGUUAUGUAGACGUCUGCAUCGUGUUAUCUACCUCAGAAAUUAUACUUUCGACAGUAGGUCCAUCGUAUUUACAGUGCGUGACCGAUCUCAUGAAAUGUUGACCAAAAUUCUGGAAUGCGUUUCUGAUCAGGAAGGAUUACUUAGGUGGGGUUCUUAUACUGAUUAUCAUGCAGCAUAACCCUAUAACAUUUCGGACUCGCCAGGAUGACGGCUUUUGAAUGCAUUUCUUUUUGACUUCCUGCAGAAAUCGCACUCGGUAAAAAAUGACUGCUUAUGUGGCAUGCAUUUUUCCUAUUGAUUUUCGAUGGUCUUAUAAAUUCAAAAAUAUUUUACAGAGAGCAUACACAAAAAUAUGCAUUCUUUUGCUCAUUUGGUAGGAAAUCACAUUGUCUUUAUAUUUUAUGCCCGAAGAAAGUGUAUAUUUUGGUUUUAAAAAAGUUUCCCAAUUCCCGAAUAAUUUUCAGCCUGAUCUGCCAUUGCAUCAGUGGUUAGCAAUUUCAGUCUACAAGGUGCAUGCUUUCCGCGUAAGGAAAAUCAUAUAUUCCUUUUUGCCUUUAAGAAGAUACCACACAGAUUUCAUGAAAUUUCGCAAUGGAUUCGGACUGUGUUGUACAUUUCAUGAGGAGCAUUAGUAAACGGACAUGUGUGGUCCUGCAUGCACGGACAUCGCACGGUCUUAAAAUCCCAUAAUUAGAAACUUUUUUAAAACCAAAAUAUACACUUUAUUCCGGCAUAAAAUAUGAACACAAUGUGAUUUCCUUCCAAAUGAGCAAAAGAAAGCAUAUUUUUGUGCUUGUCUUCUGUAAAAUAUAUUUAAAUUUAUAAGACCAUCGACAAUCAAUGUGAACAAUGCAUGCUACUUAAGUAGUCAUUUUUCACCGAGUAUAGUUUCUGCUGGAGGUUAAAAAGAAGUGCAUUCAAAAGCCGACAUCGUGGCGAGUCCGAAAUGUUAUAGGGUUAUGCUGCAUGAUAAUCAAUAUAAGAACCCCACCUAAGUAAUCCUUCCUAAUCAGAAACGCAUUCCAGAAUUUUGGUCAACAUUUCAUGAGAUCGGUCACGCACUGUAUUUCCCUGGACUCCAACAAGCGUUGGUUAGCUACUUCAAGGAUGAUGCAUUUGGAAGUAUGCCCGCGUUACUUACAUAUUUACUCGAUAACAGCCUGCUCCAUAAUGCCUCAGAAAAAGAAAACUUUGAUUAUAAUAAUGUGUGGUUAUGCGGAAAAGGUUCGAUACUUGAAGGGUUUACAGUUCAGUAGGGAAUGCAAAGUUUAGAAAUGUGCGCGUCAGCACGGGUGACAUUAUUGCUGGCAUCGUUCUCACAGGAAUUGUGAACAGCAUUCAACGAUGACGUUGUAAUGGUACUAGGUGCUGCCGCAUUUAGGGGGCACAGUGCGGUCCGAAGGGGGAGGGAUUAUAUUUCACUCUGGCCGCGAUUUUCACCAAAUAGGGCUGGUAGAGGUACCGCAAUGCUUUCGGUCAAGAGAGGACUCAACUUCCGAUUACCUUCCUAGCUUGUCCUCAGUGUUACGGUCCUAACUUACUGCAAUUUCUACUUAAAGACACACUUAAAGACCACAGUCAACAAGGUGUGAGUUUCAUUAAGACGGGCCUGCUAAAAGAGUAGCUUUUGGCAUAUUUGCCUCUAUCAACUAGUAGACGCAUCGAACUCAUCAUCUACGCUCCCCAGGUUUGAACCAAGUCGGCCAAUCAUCAAGCAACGCUCUUACCCCUGAUCUACGGGCGCGCGUCAUGGCAUUCUGGCGUGUAGCUGUGGGCUUUCACGUGUACUGUAUACACCCUUUGUACAACAGCGCGUACACGUGCUGCUUGCUUAUGCGAUCUAACUGUACGAAAAAUGGUUCGCAAGACGUCGGUACCGCCUGACCUAAAAGCACCCAACUCCUCCGGAAGUUAGACAGGAAAGGUGGAGGGAUAGGGAGCCGCUUUGGUCGCUAUUCUGCGUGCAGGAUGCAUGCCUUUGUGAUACCCGAUUUCGUGUCCACCUGCGCGACUUGAGUGACCCACUCACAACUUUAGUGUACAUUUUCUUCAAGCUCUUAUGGGAACAUGAGGCGGUUGAGGAAGCCAUUCUCCAGACUCCCCGACGUCUCACUCUACGCAUCCGUAAGCGACCCUCCCAUUGUACGGACUUUAUUGGCAGCGGUCGUCGCACUCGUGGCCUCUCAAAUCAACAGCAUAAUCACCGUUACCAACAGCAACACGGACAACAGCAGAAUUCACAUCAGGAGCGACAACAGCACCGGCUUCGACCGCUGGCAAGGUCACCGCCGAGUGCAGGGACUCACCAACAGGCCAGGCGUUCCCACUUGCUGCUGGGCCGCGUGCCCAAGCGUCGUGCUCAGCCUACGACCGAGCCCAAUACCUUGGACGGCGAAUCCCAACCCACCACCGCAGACGCCAAAGGCGAUACGCCCCCAUCGUCGUUGCCCUCCACGAUGUGCAACAACGGCGGAACUGGCAGUCAAGUGCACUGCCGACCUCGAGGCGAACGCUUCUUUCAGUCACUUCAUUCACCAUCCGCAAUUGCUGAGGCAAACGAGGACCAAUUGCCCAACGAAACCGAUUCCAGGUACUCAGACGGUUGAGUCGGCGCACGAGUUUUGUAUGGAUUUUGGUGGAUUUCAUUCGUCUGUUACUAUUUUCACUGGAAUUCAAAUGUAAAUGGUAUAUAUGUAUUGACGUAAACGAGCAUACAAAUUUUGAAUAUGUUAAAUUGAUUGUUUACUAACACUUUAUAAGUAGCCUUUUAUGAGGCGUUGGUUCACAUCUUGCCGUGACAGUUUGCCUCCCUGUCGAUAAACCAUAAGUGACUGAGAUAUAGGCCUCUUUCCCACCAUAUAGUGCGCGUUUCCCCAUUCACGUGUAACAAAUUGCAUUAGGGAACCUUCGGAACAACCAGUCACCGGCGAAACUUCCAACUCAACUCCCAGAACUACAAGCGGAGACCUCAGUAGCUGGUGGAGUGCUUUCGAAUCCACAGCCAAUGUACAUACAUCUCUACUCCUACCGGAUCAGCCAUCACCUUGUCAAUCGUCAGAUCCGGAUGGUAAGUAUAUCCACCUCAGUAACUUUUGUUUAACUUUCAAAAAGUAUUUGUGCUCCGUCCAUGUUUUAGAGCAAAUGAGAACGGUUAUUGCACUAACCGAGGAGUUUACAUAUCAAACAGACGUUAUCAGUUACCCUAUCAAAACACUGUUCCAGUACAGCAGUUUUCCUCGCGAUGUUCCGACUUCUAACGUUCGACUUCGCUAUCAUAAAACUGUUCUUUAACUGGGAACCGGAUUUUAGAAGCCUAGUACAAGUCAACUUCACUUCACCGACACUAAACACACUACCGACCCUAACGUAUCCGUCCCGUCCACCAUCUUCGGGAAUCUUCUUCAAACCGUUUGCGCGAAAGCCAAGCGACUAGGAAGACUGAGGGUUACAGUCGCCCGAUGAAGUUGGCAUGCCAACGUGCUGGAGUCGAUUUAUGUUUUAGUGCCGCAUCCACUCGCCUACUUAGCCUAGCUUGAACACCCUAAUCUGCCAUCUAAUCCGUUGCCUCAGAGGUGUGCUGGCUGCAGGUGACUUUCCAGACAGCAGCAUCGUUUUCCCCCUUUACCGUUAAGUUCUUCUGCAAAAAUUAAGUCAGGUCCUACCGCAAUGCGGCUGAACACACUUUUGCGUAUUUUCAUUUAUAUGCAUUCCUUAUUUUCUUCUACUUUCGUCAUCCUUUUCCUCUUUGUUUCAAAGAAUGCCAGGUAUUCAAGCAGUUUGAAUUUGCACACAAAAUCGGUGUCAACGAGGCUUCAUCAUUCUCGUGGUAUAGACAUUCGCCGUUACCACCACCACCACCACCACCACCACCACCACCACCACCACCACCACCACCACCACCACCGGCACCACCACCACCGGCACCACCACCACCGGCACCACCGGUACCACCACCACCACCACCACCACGACCAGUUUGGUAAAUAACCGGCGUUUAAUUAUCUCAAGUUCCUUUCAGCAAGCAAGAUCGUAUCAUGUUUUGUUGAAUUCAUCAUUUUCAAGUACAAAACAUGUAUUUUAUCCUUGCUUUCUCAGCUUCAGUUUCGUCUCAACAAUCGACGGACAAGAGGAAGACUCGUCGUCGUCCUGCCACGUUGGUGAGUCGGGUAGUCUUAACUGCGUCGGCAUUUUCUGCGUCCUACAAACUUUUGUUUGUCACCUUUGCUUUUGUCGUUACGUUCUAAGCAGUGGUUUGUUCGAGUACAUAAACCGAAGUUUCAUUCUGAAGAAGAUCUUCACCUGUCUAUAGAUUUCAAAUUAGCAGUCCGGAUCUCUUAACCUUGACAUUCUAAUCUCAAUUUGGCCUGACACAUAUUCUUCCUCUUGCUUCCAUGAUAAAACUUCGCUCUCUCUUUUUCCCGUUUUUCAGGGUUCCCUUGAUGAUUUCACUCAACAGGAAGCCUUCAAUUGGAAAAAUGCAAGUAAGCCACUUCGAAUAACCAGCGACGUCUCCCUCGUUUCCAGCUCUGACCUACUAGACCUCAUCUUACCGACUCGCAUUAAGUCCAACCCUUCGGUGAAAGAUCUUGACUUGAAUUGCCUUUGCCCUCACGACUGGGUCAUUUGUUCCGGUCCUGGUGCUUGGCGCCAGCAUCUCUGUCAAAUAUUUCAGUUGACUCUGAAAUAGGACUCCCUGUAGCUCCGUUCUCCCACAAUAACUUCCGAAAAUUGUUUCAGCAGGUUUUACACCGGAGGGCUAGAUGCCGUGCCAGCCUCCAAAUCUUUCGUGUUGGUUGAAAUCCUGGUUAUUUGUCGUGUGGACCAGGGGGUGUGGUGGAACGCCAAGGUGAGGAUCCGUCCGAGCCAUCCACCUGCGGCCUCUCUCGUCUCCGGUCUUCUUGACUCUGUCUUGACACCGGGCUCGGGCGAGGGAGGAGGAGAGAGUGUAGGUAGAUGCUACGCAAGUCUACCGGCACUAUAAACCCCUGCGUAAGUCACCAUCCCUGUUCCCAUUGCUGCUGCAACAGUGGGGCACACGGUGGACAUCAUCGAAACCGAUGGUCGAACUGUCACUGUCAGAUGCCCGACUUGUCCACGAGAAUUGCAGCCAUGGACAGCUCGUUUCCUCAUAACAGUAGAAGGGGGUAAUGGUGGCAAGACGGCCGGUUUAAUGACAGUUAUCGUCAGGCCAAAAUGCCUAUCUUCGGGAUUUUACUAGUUAGUCGGCAUGCCAGAUCCAAUACAGGACUCCCCCCCAGCUGAAAGCUGUUCUACAAUCCGCUGCCUUUGAAUGUGCCGGCUCACCCAUAGCUAGACUGACCGAGGGGCUCAUUUUUCUCGAUUUUUAGUCUUCUGAAAUCUGUACAUCUUGCAGACUUCAAAAUAUCACGAAACGCAAUAGUUCGCUUGCCGUGAUAAAAAUUCUUAUCCACGGAAACCUGGGGCUCCUGGAAGCACGAUCUGCAAGACCGCGUUCUGGAUUCGAGUAGUUGAGUGCUUUGCCAAAAGAAGCGGAGAUGCCAGUCUAAGGAAGCAGUCGUGAAGAAGGAGACACGAUCGCUGGGACAAGGGAUUUACUCGCCCGACGUUUCAGUUUCCUGCUCGAAGCCAUCAUCAGAGAGCAACAGAUGCGGGUUAUUCGUUAUGACGGUCGCCUGGUCCGCGAGCUGCACGCUUCACGGUCAUCUGGCCCCCUUGUCUCUCAACAGGUGCAAUGACCCUCCUCCUCCUUAGCCUAUUCAGAGUAAUUAGCCACGCAGGGAGCGCACAGGUGAACCCGGCUCCCAACACUAGGGUUGGUGGGUCAGAUGGUCGAGCAAUCAUCACACCAAGAUCCAACGCACGUGAUGAAAUUGCAGCAAUUAACGACGCGAAUGCCGGCCGUAGAACAGUCAUCACACCAAGUGAAACAAUCCCCGAUGAAUGGGUGUAUCCGUGAAUUUUCAUAGGUAUGCGGUCGCAUUGCUACUGCAUCCUAUAAAUACUGCUGCCCCUUGUGUAUGAACUACCAGUACCUGCUAUUGUUUCUGAUGAUGGGCUCAAGCAGGAAUCCGGAACGUCGGGCGAAUAAAGCUCGUGCUCCAGCUAUCGCGUCUCCCUCUUCACAGUGGAGUACUUUAUCAACAUCCAUAUUUCAUGAGAACGCGGUCCACCCUAAUCAGGUCAGUUUUGCGGUGAUAGGAGGCGGAGGGCAUCUACGCACGGAUUGAGACCUAUGUAGUGAUGUCCAGUGGUUGAACAACUGCUGUUGUUAACGCUGAACAGAAGUCAGCCACUGUGCGAUUAUAGGAUGUGGCUGAAAGCCAGGCAGAUGGUACAGGUAGACGACGAAGUUAGUUAAGUGGUAGUUGGGAAUUGCUCGUCUGCAUUUCGAGUUUUCAACCCUAACAACGAACGCUCCAUCGUUACUUAUUUUGCCAGUCUGUUGGUCGCUGUCAAUUGCGCGAACGUCGAGGCAGCAUGUUUAACCUCACCGAUGUUGAAUAGCUCUGCGGUGAUCGCAGUCGGAGACGGAUAUGUUAUCCCCCUUCCCGAACUGUGGCACAGGGCCAUGGGAAUGUUUGCAGUAGGAAUCUUUGGGAAGGGAAACAUGGCGUUCUUAGAUAUGUAUAAAAGUAGAAAAUCGUUAUUGCACUGCAUGCCUAUUUUACUGUUCUAAAAAGGCACUUUCUGGAAGGGAUAGUUCAAACAGGGGUUACACAUCCUACCGCGGCCGUAUCAGGUGAAGAGUAUUUGGGCGUUUUUGGUGUACCCGCAUAUCUAUCCGGCUGGGGAGCCACUUACGUGGGUCCCAACCUGCCCUGCGUCCCCCGUUGAAGGUCUUCUCUAUCCUGCUAUUCUUUGCCCAGCUGUCAAAUCAUGUUCCCUUCUUUCCACAGCCCAAAGGAUCUCCUGCAAAGCCCUGGGUCUGGGUGACUGUCAGGGCUGGCUGUGGCUCAAAAAACGCAGCUCGUUUGCCAACAAAUAUGUCAAGCGCUGGUGUGUCUUUAAGCACAACACCCUCUACUACUAUCGCCAUCCGGAUGUAAGUAGCCCUUCUAUUAAAAUGUUUUCGUCUCCCGACCAACGGUUCCCACGUAGUCUUCCUCACAGAAUCUCUUCUCCUAGGACGACUAUGCGGAGGGCCUCAUCAUUCUGAACGGAGUCACCAUCUCACCCACGUCCGACGCGCGCUCCGGCCGCUAGUAUGUACCCGACCGCUUUUUCGUGUUUAAACUGUAAAUUUCAUGCGAAAACUUCCCGUCGCUUCUAAUCACCAACGUCCCGCAUAAUUAGCAGUUUUCGAAACCUUUUAUGGACUGCUCCUACAUGCAAUAAACAAACUAAGUUUCGCAGGACAUUUGGAGUACGAGAGGGAAGGGUAUCCUUUUCAGUGCUUAUGAAAGUUGUUUGCAGACGACCCCUUGAGUCACCUCCUCGCAAUCACAUCCCAAGCUUAUGUACACCUCUUGAAGGCUAUGACCGUAUGACAGGCCUUCACUUCGCCUUACAUGCUGUUCUGAUGCUUUAGACCUAAACGGGUGCCAUACCCACAUGUGGAUCACAAGGGACGAAUAUUUUACUCGCCGUCAGCCACGGCGUCUAAUGUCAUCUCCAGUCGGCUGUACUCAGACUUACUGCCGGUGCUACUUAAAAGAGAGGCUAAAUAUAUAUAAUGUUAGGGGACGCUCACCGAUCGUUCAUACGGAACACACUCGUUCCGUUGUGCCUUAAGGGCUCUCUCUCGAGCCCAACCAGCAGCUGCACAGCGGCGCAUGAUAUAUAGGCAGAAUGAUAUCACCGACAAAGACAAGGGAGACUGGAAUGGCCAUUUCUGGCUUGUUAGCCGUCGUCAGCCAGCCAUACCCAAGCCCGAAGUGUGGAACACCCGAGCCUCGAACUCGCGACCUGUUGGUUUAGAAGUCAACGCCUCUACUCACCGGGCCAUGAGCCCGUUGCCCUGUCGGUUUUCGAUCGGGAAUAUACAAUGUUAGGGGGCGCUCACCGAUCGUUCAUACGUUCAUAGUUUACAGAAGAUCAAGUGGUUGGGCACGGAACUAUGCCCCCCCCCCUAUUACCGGUUGCCUUAGAAUAAAUUCCAGUUGGGGUGGGUGGGAGGGGGGGGUUUAGAGCUGUGACUAGAAUUAGUUUUAUGAAGCUUCGCGUUGGGGCUAAAUUUAGGACACCGGAAAAUGAACUACACUGGAAUUUAGCGCAAGGCCACAUGUGAAACUGGUGGGGGGGCAGGUGUCCAUAUACCCGUGUCCGGUCGGAUCUCAUUUCGUAGCCGCGUACCUGCAGUAGACAAGUCCCAACCUAACCCUUACCUUAACCACUAAUAAAUACGGCUACUAAAUAAGAUCAUGCCCCGUGUUCGACGAGUUAGGUUUUUUAGAUAGGGCAGCAGUUCACUCCAUGAUUUUCGGAGACUAGCUGUUCCGCUUGUCGUAAGGCGCGCACCACACUCUCAGCUAAAACAACAUUCCGCUGUUGAUAAGUGGCUUUGCUAAUGUGGGACCGGCGAAUCUUUUGUCCCAGUUGGGUUUGACCUUCCACUUAUUUCUUGAACGUCUUGUGCGCAACAUCCCAACCGCUUUACCUAUUGACGCACACCCAUUCUCUUCACCUUUGCAGCGCGUUCCGUAUUUACAAUGACUGGGCGAAUUUCGUCUUCGCCGCGAACUCAGAACAAAGUCGAACUAAAUGGAUGAAUAUGCUGGGUCUUGCUGCUAUUGGACUCUCAGCGUCUGUGCGGACCGCCCGAAUCGGUGGCUUUCACCCAGGCUAUCUAGUGCGUUCUGCCACGGCGUCGCCGCUGCCCAAUCGACGAAACACUGCACUAUCCGACAGUUCAGUUCUUCCACCAUCGCCUUCACCGCGCCUUCUCGAUCUUCCCAGGCCGCAAACAGCGGGUGCCGUCGUGAAGCAGACGCCGAACGAGGUGUGUACUUUUGGCCAGAGUCCUCCUCCUCCUCCUCCUCCUCCUCUUCCUCCUCCACCUUCCACGACAGCCUCUAUUUUGCCUUUUCGCAUCAAGUAAAGUUCCUUCAAAUCACUCAUAAGAGAAUGAGGGUGCUCAUUAUCACGCGGCCUUAGUCUGCUGUCAUGCACGGUUGAAUAUAACCGAUUACGGGGAGCUGAAAUCGACAAGCUCCCCCCCUGGAUAUUUUUGCCUGUAGACUACCAUAGUUAUUGCUCUAGAUUUUUUUGCCAACUGUCUUAAAGAACACGCUGAAUCAUUAUUCAAUGCGAUAGGUUUUUUCUUGAAUCAUCAUAUAGCCAUAAGGGUAUGCUCUGAUUUUGAUUUUAAUGAACUAACAACUUGAAGCUGGACUUCCCUAGCUCAGGAGGUUCGCCUGUGAUGAGUCUGACGACCAGUUCAUACAGCCUGGUUUGAUCUGGACUUUUAUUAUCCAAGCUCAAUUUGCUUGUAGCAGGUCGAUCAGACUGUCAUUAAACAACUUCUUCCAGCCGUACGUUUUCGGACUUUUGAUUUACCAACCAGUGAUGGUUGGCUGUUUCCACUCGGUUUGAGUUCUGUGUACAGUAUCUUUACGAAAUACUCCUUCCUGUUGGAUUUUAUUAGACUGCUUCUUCGACUUAAUACGCCUUUUAGCAGUACGUAUCCGGUGUGGGCGUUGCUCGUCGUUCUACUUCGGGUCUCUCCGUGCCGCCUACAGACAAUUCCGGCGCUCACCUGUCGGCUAGCGCCACCUGCCUGGUAGACCGCAAGAGCCUUACCAGUCUGGGCAACUCCUCUGACCCCUCGGAGGGGGAAGAGGAAACUGAGGGCGGGCUGAGUGCGACGGUGGAAGAGGAGGAGGAGGAGGAGGAGGGAGAGGAAGAGGAAGAAGACGGGACCUCAUCUGAACUUGCACGGAUCGGUGAGGAGGACGGCCUCUCGCCGAUGGCUACCACCCAGGGAAGCAGUGACGCCGAAGGCGAAGACGCCUUCACGUUCCCUGCCACAACGGAAGACGAUCGAGUCCACUUACCUUUCCGCUUCACCCGUCGUGCCGCCAUGAUCCGUCGCCAGGGCAGGCGUCGUCGUCUCACCGACGGUUCAAUCAGCCCCAGUGUCUACCUUACUCCAGCGCCUUAUGAAUGGACGACUGCCUCUACGGAGGUGCUGCAGAGUCUCUCUGGUGGUCCUGAUGGCGGCGGUGAUGAUGAUGACGAGGUGGACGGGGGUGUUGGAGUCGCUGCAACCAGUAUCUUUGCUCCACCUACCCAUCGCCAUUCCACCCCUGACGGCGUCCUCAUCACUGCUCCGCCGACGAUCAACUCUGCUGGACACUAUUCUGCCUCUCUGGAAGGUCCCCUGCUGGCAGCUAGUACAACCGACUCGGAUGCAAGUGUCUCCAAGUCCUCAGCACGGGCCUCCUCGAGUUAA